CAAGCUUGGUGGACUUGCAGGGCUUCUUUUAAGAUGGCGGGCCAGUGUGUACAAACUCCUGUGGCGAGAGAUGAUAGUAUUCAUUUUAUUCUACACCAUAGUCAGUCUUAUCUACCGCUUCGCGUUCGAAGGAUCCAGUAUAGUCAAGGAGAACUUCGAAAAGCUGGCCAUUUACGCUUACGAUUAUACCAAAGUGUUCCCUAUAAGUUUCGUCCUGGGUUUCUAUGUUACCGUUGUCUUUGAUAGAUGGUGGAUGCAGUUCAAAUCAAUACCAUGGCCCGACCGGGUGGUGUAUAACGUCUCCGCCCACGUACUUGGGAACGACGAAGAAGGGAGGAUAAUAAGGAGAACAUUAGCCCGUUACGUCAACCUUGCAGCUAUACUUGUAUACAGGUCCGGUAGCAAGCGGGUUAAGAAAAGGUUCCCAACUCUUGCUCACCUUGUGGAGGCAGGUUUAAUGACUGAUGAUGAGAAGGAUAUAUUUAAGAACCUGGGGACAGAGAAUCCUAAAUACUGGGUACCUUGUGCCUGGUUUGUCAAUCUAUGCAGAAUGUGUCGCAAACAAGCCCGUAUUAUCAGUGACCCGGCCAUGAAAACGGUCAUAGAUGAGCUGAACAACUUCCAAAAUAAAUGUUUUGAGCUCUAUGGCUACGAUUGGAUUGUAGUCCCACUAGUUUAUACUCAGGUUGUUACCAUAGCAACAUAUAGUUACUUCCUCGCCUGUCUGUUUGGUCGUCAGUAUUUAGAUCCUAAGAUGGGUUAUGACGGUCAUACCAUAGAUGUUUAUGUACCCGGGUUCACCGUCUUAGAAUUUGUCUUCUACGUUGGAUGGUUAAAGGUUGCAGAAAACCUCAUGAACCCUUUCGGCGAAGAUGAUGAUGAUUUCGACAUGAACUGGAUUGUUGAUAGAAAUAUUGAGACAAGUUUCAUGGUUGUUGACGAGCUUUACGAGGUGAGCCUUCCUAUAGUUCGAGAUCGUCACUUCUCAACACGGCAUCCCGAUAUACCUUAUACAAAUGCUGCAGUAAAGAAGAAAGGGAAGCCAUGGUUAGGUUCAGCUAGUAAAGUAAAAUUAUCACGUCAAGAGAUGGCGUUUACCAAUAUGCCAAACAAGGUCUUUACUGAGGAUGACGAGUGCAUCACCAGUCGUCUCUCGUCCAAGAAGCGAGGAGAAACAACUGGCAAGGGCGGCGGGACUAAUAACGGAAGUUUGAGCAAAGUGAGCAAAAGCGGCGGUGGAAACAACCACGCGUCUUCGAGCAACAGCCAUGGCUUGGAAGAAAAACGAAGUAGAAGUAGCAGUAGAAACGAAGGCUCCACUCCAAGAGUGGUACACAGGACAAUGAGUCAGGAGGACUCGCAGUAUGACCACUAUGCAUCCAUUCCCAACACACCACAAAUACCUCAAGCCGACUAUGAAUCCGUCACCCGACGGGGGCAGUCAUCGGCGACGCGCGGCAGUAACCAUGGCAACAAGUACACUAGCGAACCGGAAGUACAUCGCAGACUCAGUAAAUCAACGGAGGAGCGAAAGCGAUUGGCGAGUGACCGACAGCACCCCUCGAGACAUCAUAGAAACACUCAGUCUCUUGAAAGAGAAGGGAACUAUAGCUCGGGACAUGAAAGGGCUGGUAGUAGUGCUGGCAGCGGUAGCGGCGGCGGCGGCGGUAAAAACAGUGGUGGCGACAGGGGUAAAGGUAGUGGUACAGGAAAUGGUGGCAGCGGUGGGAAUUACCACCGAUCCAGUAGUCAAGAUAGAGGAGGCAACUAUCAUGCAACACAUGAACGGAAUAGUAACUACCACAAUGGGUAUCAUUAUGAUGAUUACCAAGGCAACGGGAGUAAUGAAGGUCGUCAAGUACCGGACGACGUCAAGGAAUGUCGUGAUCGAGAUGCCGACGGCGUGAUCGACGCGAGAGAUGUCGACAUCAAUGCUCUCAACGAGUCCAUCAUUUGACAACGUGUGCGUCGCGUGACUAGGGACUAUAUUCUGAUUUAAUAUUACAUACAAGUGUGUGAGGAAAGAAAGAAGGCAGCUCUCAAAAGAAGUAUAAACGAUUUCUGGAAGAUCAUCAUUCAUUUGAGGACACACAAAAUGGGGAAAAAGGGUAUGAUGUAAAAAAUUCUUCCUGGUAUCAAAAUUAAAAAGCACGAAGCGAUAAAAUAUAUACAUGUAUACUCUGCAGGCUUGAUAUACACAAUAUUCAAAUAUUGCAAACUCUAUAUACUCAAUAACUGUUUAUCGUCAUCCCUUGGUCGUGAUCGUUUUAUCAUUACAAGAUGAACGUCAAAAUGUUUCGAUUUAUUAUGAAUAAUUUCGGCUAUAAUUCAACCACUUGUUCCAUUUUUGUGCAGGUCUGACUCGAUCUUUCAUGUCAAAAUGUACAUUUUCUUCCAUUUUUUUUCUUACGAAAUUUUUAUGAAAAACAGCACCGCGAAACAAAAAUCGUUAUUUGCCUGCAUUUGGACGGGAUCGCAAACGAGAAGGGAAAUUUGCCCUACAUUGGGCGCUAGUGAACGUAGAGGGCGUUAACACAGCCACUUAGAAAUUCGAAGUGAUGAAAAGAUGGUAUCACUUAAAAUGAGUAUAGCCAGAAGAAAGAAGUAUUGACAAGGAGAUAUCAGACUAGUUAUGCGAUGUGCACAUUGUUCAAUCGAAUUGAUAUUUUAUAGAAUUGAUUUGCAUUAUUAUUAUUUUUGUCUUGAUGUAUACGGUGCAAAAUGAUUUAAGGUGCGAUGAUAUGAUUUUAACUUUGCCAUUGUUUGUCUAGACCUAGCAAUUUGAAGUAUCUCAUUAAGUUUGAUGUUAUUUAUCACGUGUUAGUAUUCAUUGCGUUGAUGACACUCGUACAUUUUUAUUAUAAUUGAUUUCGAAUUGCAACGAUCUUUCUCGUGUUGUCAUUCAAUGUGAUAAUACACCAUUCUUGACCGUCCAGCGCUGAUAGGCCUAUAUUUAUUUUCGAAAAAAUAUACCUGGUAACAAUACAUAUAUUCGAAUCCCUCCCAUUGAAAUAAAUACAUGCAUGCUAAAGCAAGAAAUGUAGUGAAGAAAUAUUUGGGAGGAUAAAAAAUCGUCAAACCUAAUUGUGGCAACGUAAGUAGUAUAGUACAAACAGUUAUUAAAAUUAUGUAUAUACAACAAUAACGGGUACUGGUGUACACUGCGUAAAUUAUUGUGAAAAAAAAUCUAGUACAAAAUGCUAAAACUUUGGAAUAGUUUAUGGAGCAAUGGCUUGUGAUGUGAAUU
Lytechinus variegatus (green sea urchin) is the source of this 3247-nucleotide messenger RNA. Its product is annotated as bestrophin-2-like. The record is from RefSeq and is a predicted model, not a curated record. The transcript is spliced from 8 exons. NCBI's taxonomy places the organism in Eukaryota, Metazoa, Echinodermata, Echinoidea, Temnopleuroida, Toxopneustidae. Bases 71 to 1957 code for a protein of 628 amino acids. Gene Ontology annotation, molecular function: chloride channel activity.